AUGACCACUUUGGCAGACACCAUCCAGAGUCGCGAGAACAGUGACAAAUCUCGCCUGAAAUCUCACAAAUCCCUACCGCGACGAUGGGAUCUAGUCGACACAGGUUCCCCGUCUUGUGUUGAUAGUAGCGAUUCUGUUGAUAACGUGAAUAACGGCCUCGUCUACUCUCCCACGCGCACGCUUCCCCUUACUCCGCCAGCCAUCACGGCUGAAGACCGGAAACCCCUUUCGACUGCGCAGAAUCAUAACUGUGAAACCCCUCUGGACCCUCAAGGCAGCAUAACACCGUCAAACAGGAUAAACCCGCUGACCCCGGAUAUUACCCCUCCUCGUGUCGUCUCUCGCCCCAGGAAACGAGAAGCACAAUCACAGCGCGUGCCCUCUGUCUCCUCGAGAACGACCUCCUUUGCGACAGCUCGAGAAACCCUAUCGUCCGAUGAGGAGACCGAAAGAGCAAAGUCAACUCCAAAAUCAACUCCAAAAUCAACUCCUCUACUACUACCGUGCAAACAUAGGCUGCCACACCCUUUGCGCAACACCGCCGUUAACCAUACGACUACCGAUGGGACGUGGCAGGAGACUCCUACGCAAAAGCCUAAGCAGAAGCGCCAACUGUUUGAGACAGAAGAGCUACAAGUCCGCAAACGCGGCGAAAACAGUACCCCUUCUACCUCACCUCGCUCUCAAUCCCAUCAAGGGCAUUCGCCUUCAGUUAUCCGCCAUGGCAGCCUCCGUGAACGUGUUAGGAAAGAGGAAAUUACAGCACCCACCGCCUCUGUUGAAGCCUUUGCCGCUAGCAUCGGAUGGCCUAGUGAAAGCGGUAUAGACAACAUGGACUCGGCGCACACACGCUGUAUAUCAACUGCGUCAACCACUACCAUCGAAGCUGUUGUAAUUGAUUCUCCACCACAAAAGAAAAGGACACUUCGACACACUGGGAAGAAUGGCUCUCUUCGGUCUGUCAGCACACCGAUCCCUGGCUCACCAUCCGUGUCCAGAUCGCUACAACCGCAACCACAAACGCAACCACAGCCACGCCUAACUCAUAAACAUACUCGGAUUACGAACGAAAAUCGCUUGAGCAUUGCAUCGGAUAUGUCCAUUGCAACUGCGAGUACCACCUUGACUCAGACCAAACCGAAGCAAGUUGAAGACGUUAUACGUGUAGUUGUCAUCCCCCAACGUCGGUCGUCCCUUCAGUCUUCCACACCAGUUAGACCACCAACAUUACGCUCAUUACCUCCAACAAGCCACCGCAGACCCUCCACAGCCCCAGAUUCGGACAUAGGACACAGGCGGCGUACUAUGUCGGAGUCCCUACCUUCAACCUCCAGUGCACCUAGUGCUUUUUGCGCGAAAAUCCCUGCACGACGGUCCUCUCUAUCCGCCCCCACAAGUCGGAAUACAUCUCGCGCCGGUUCAGUUUCUGGUGAUAGCUCUCGUCCACCCAUCACUAGUGCUACAAGAGAGGAGUUGCUUAAUUCCAAGCCUCUACCAAGCCUCCCUUUGGAGCCUUCUAGACAACCUUCCAAAAAUACAGAAUCAAAAUCAGAAGGUAUGCUGUCGGAACUUAUCCCCAAGCCCCUUCGCCUGUCUGCAGCCUCUAUGCCCACGCCGCAAAUAAUUAUGCCCUCAGAGUCACCAGUUUAUGACAACAAUGAUUCUGUUCGUCAACCAACUCCACCAGCUGGCUCCUUGACACCUUUUCAACUUUCUAUCGAGUCCCUCUCUUUCUCCCCUGGGCCUGUGGAAAUUAGUCAAGCCACCGCGGUCCCUUUUUUUGCACAUAAUAAUAAGUCUCUCCUGGUCGUUGAACAUCCACUCUCUGAAGCCCGCCCAUAUACAGGUGACCUCAGGACACCUAUGCUCUCUCUCGACUAUGUUGAAUCUCCUCUUCGAUAUCCUCGCGCUGCACCUAAACCUCCUGAUUUGGCUUCGCAGGCCACCCCGUCCAUCCCAUUGAAACGCGCAGACACACUGCCAUCGCGGCCCCGGCCUUCACUUCCAAUGGAGACAGAUAGUAGCAAUGACAAUGGCGGUGGCCUUGUCCGUCGUCUCAGUUCCGUUCGUCGCAGAUUUAGUUCCCGUCGCGCUUCCACCGCAGACACCAUACCUGCUACCGAUGCUGCAAAUGAUAUUAAAAGCACGACGCAUCGUGUCCGCAAUAGGACGGCAGGGAAGAAACUGGACAGUAAACUACAUCCGUUUUGGCGUCCGUAUGGAUUCUGGGAAGGCUGCGACUAUGAAGGCAUCACUGGUGACGAUCACCCCAAAACCACGACCACGGUCACCGCCGGAAAUGACUUGACUCCCUGCGGGUAUGAGAGUGGGCAAUAUGUCAGCAACACACUUGGAAUUCCCCAGAAUCGCACGCCAUUCCAAGGCCCUAUCUCCUUGAUCCGGCGUGUCUCGCAGCGUUCUCGCUCUCGGCCUAAAUCUAGCCGUCUUAUCAAGCCAACCAGAAAGGCCAGCCUGACCCUUCUUUCCUCUGAUUACCGUCGGAAAAAAAGAGUCCGCUCUUUCCGGCCUCUUCACGAAGUACAAGACUGGAUCACCCGCACUCGUCAACGCCGUGAACAGGAGAAACUUGAAGCCCGUCGAGAGAGACUUCGUCGAGCUAUUGGUGGGAACGUUAUUGUCGAUUAUACCAGCGUUGCCUCCACUAUGGACCCAGAGAGUGUCUUUGCUUCAUCCAGGAGGGAGAGAAACUAG
This is a messenger RNA of Microsporum canis CBS 113480, 2712 nucleotides long. RefSeq lists its product as hypothetical. The coding region runs from base 1 to 2712 and encodes 903 amino acids. The record is from RefSeq and is a predicted model, not a curated record. Lineage: Eukaryota; Fungi; Ascomycota; Eurotiomycetes; Onygenales; Arthrodermataceae. The transcript has 2 exons.